Brassica napus (rape) is the source of this 1359-nucleotide messenger RNA. RefSeq names its product GDSL esterase/lipase At5g33370. Gene Ontology annotation, molecular function: hydrolase activity, acting on ester bonds. The record is from RefSeq and is a predicted model, not a curated record. Lineage: Eukaryota; Viridiplantae; Streptophyta; Magnoliopsida; Brassicales; Brassicaceae. The transcript is spliced from 5 exons. The coding region runs from base 98 to 1195 and encodes 365 amino acids.
UGUACCCUUACUCAUCCCAUCUCCACGCAAACACCUAAACAGAGUUCACAACCUCAUACACAUAGAUUAUACAACUUUUUAGCCGUUUAGUAUAACAAUGACGAACUCGGUGGCUAAUGUUGCACUACUUGGGGUUUGCCUGCAAAUGAUGAGCUUACUUGUGCUGCAAGCCAACGCAAGGGCUUUCCUAGUGUUUGGAGAUUCCCUCGUGGACAAUGGUAACAAUGACUUUCUAGUGACCACUGCUCGUGCCGAUAACUACCCUUACGGUAUCGACUUCCCAACUCACCUUCCCACCGGCAGAUUCUCCAAUGGUCUUAACAUUCCAGAUCUCAUCAGUGAGCAUUUGGGUCAAGCGUCUCCAUUGCCUUACCUGAGUCCUAUGUUGAAGAAAGACAAGCUCCUGAUCGGUGCCAACUUCGCUUCCGCUGGUAUUGGAAUCCUUAACGACACCGGUAUCCAGUUUUUGAACAUAAUUCGGAUCACGAAGCAGUUAGAGUACUUCGAGCAGUACAAAGUACGAGUGAGUGGAUUGGUCGGAGAAGAAGAGAUGGAGCGGCUCGUUAACGGAGCACUUGGUCUAAUAACACUAGGAGGCAACGAUUUCGUCAACAACUACUACUUGGUCCCUUUCUCCGCAAGAUCUCGUCAAUUCUCUCUCCCCGACUACGUUGUCUAUGUCGUUUCUGAGUAUCGCAAAGUUUUACGGAAAAUGUACGAUUUGGGUGCUCGACGUGUCCUGGUGACUGGGACAGGGCCGAUGGGCUGCGUCCCGGCCGAGCUGGCUCAACGUAGCCGCAGCGGCGAGUGUUCUACGGAACUACAACGAGCCGCAUCGCUAUUCAACCCACAGCUUGUUCAGAUGAUCAACGACCUCAACAAUGAAGUUGGAUCUUCGGCUUUCAUUGCCGCUAAUACUCAACAAAUGCACAUGGACUUUAUCAGCGACCCAGAAGCAUAUGGAUUCGUAACGUCAAAGGUGGCGUGUUGUGGACAAGGACCGUAUAAUGGGAUAGGACUAUGCACACCGUUAUCAAAUCUCUGCCCAAACAGAGAUCUCUUCGCCUUUUGGGAUCCUUUUCAUCCAUCAGAGAAAGCAAGUAGAAUCAUUGCUCAACAAAUCCUCAACGGUUCUCCCGAGUACAUGCAUCCCAUGAACCUCAGCACCAUCCUCACCCUUGAUUCCACGACUUAAUCUGUUGUUCAUCUCUCCAUUUCCCACUCUAUGUUUUCUUUUAAUUGUUUGAUCUUCUCUUUAAUUAUGUAUUUCGACAUGGCUGCUUUAAAUAGUUUCCAUGAGUUAUGUUGUGUGUUUUGUCUUCUUUAUCAAUAAUUGAAUCGCCAAUUGUUACUUGAGAA